AUGAGCCCCAUGUCGAGGCCCGCUUUGUGUCGGCAUCAAUCGAUGCAAAAGUACAUGCUGCUCUCCGCGCAGAAAGAAGCUCUCCAACGCCGUAUGGCCAUGGAGAUUCCCUUCAACGCACCUAUGACUCCCAGCUCACCCGAAUUUCAAUCUCUUUCGUCAUCUCCUACGUCCUCGAAGUACUCCUCGCCGUUUCCAACAGCGAGUGACCCAAUCCCUAUCAACCCCAGGACAAACGCGACCCCACGUACCAGUGUCGACGACAUACACACGGAAGAGUCUCAAAAGCUUGCUGAGAUCAACCAGCAGAUUGUGGCCACUCUUACUGAGCUCCUCAAUACCGACUGUAUCCGCAACGAUGAAAAGCAGCGCGCCUGGAUCCAGGAGCGUCUCAUGGAAGCAGAACACCAAAUACGCCGUGAGCGUCGCCGCCAUUCGUCAAAUGUAGGCGGCGACUUUGCGUCUGCUAUCGCCCAGCAUCUUGAGCUUGGUCUCAAUACAUCCAAGACCUGGGCGUGA
Messenger RNA from Bipolaris zeicola 26-R-13, 519 nucleotides. RefSeq lists its product as uncharacterized. The record is from RefSeq and is a predicted model, not a curated record. Bases 1 to 519 code for a protein of 172 amino acids. The transcript has 2 exons. Lineage: Eukaryota; Fungi; Ascomycota; Dothideomycetes; Pleosporales; Pleosporaceae.